Messenger RNA from Polyodon spathula (Mississippi paddlefish), 4150 nucleotides. Its product is annotated as interferon regulatory factor 4-like. Lineage: Eukaryota; Metazoa; Chordata; Actinopteri; Acipenseriformes; Polyodontidae. Gene Ontology annotation, biological process: regulation of transcription by RNA polymerase II; immune system process. The coding region runs from base 892 to 2235 and encodes 447 amino acids. The record is from RefSeq and is a predicted model, not a curated record. The transcript has 9 exons. Gene Ontology annotation, cellular component: nucleus. Gene Ontology annotation, molecular function: DNA-binding transcription factor activity, RNA polymerase II-specific; protein binding; RNA polymerase II cis-regulatory region sequence-specific DNA binding.
GACUAAUUAACAUAUAAAGGGAGGUUGAGAUUUGGAAAAUUAAAACGAACAGUUGAAGCUGUAUUUAUAGUGCUGUCUAACAAGGCACACGUGUGUUCAUGGUUUAUUUACUAUGGUUUGCCAGAAGGUGGCAACAAACCAUAUACUGACACUUCAAUACAGAAAUGUAUUAAAUGCACAUGGCAAACAUGAAAACAAGACUUUAUUAUUUUUGUUAUAAAUGACUGCAUAAUUGUAUCUCUUCAUGUGCACUUUCUAUUUACAAUACAUUUCAAUUACUUUGGGUGUACCAUAGGCAAUAAGCUCACGUUUAUAGGGUGGCGCCUAGGAUUCUGUGUAACUGUGUCUAGUUAUUAUAACGUGCAGUUGAACAGAAAUUAAAAGCGUGGAUUUAAAAAUAGAUGUGACCUUAACGGAAGUAACUGAUAAAAUAGGCAGAAAUAAAAGGAUGUAUGCUGCUGCGGCUGGUAUGCUUGCUUCAAGCUUAAUUGAACAGAGCUUGCCAUUACUAGCUUAUUUCAAAGUUGUAUCUUUAGUUCCUAAAAAUUAUUUUAAAUCAUUUGUCAGGUAGAUUGUUUAUCCAGCUAUUCGUUUGCUGUGAGGGAUUUCCCGUGCUAUGUGUUACCUUACGUGCUAAUGGACUUUUAUCGCUCUAGAUUAAUUUCAUAGAAUUCAGCUAGCGGAGAGUUCAGACCUCAUGAGCUUACUAUUCACUGUACCUAGGAAAACUUCUGCAAACUGUCUGCAAUAGUUUCAAGAAAGUCCCGCCCCUCUGCAACGCCCCUUAGAAGCUGGAGCCUAUUUAAGUACAAAGUUCCUUUUUCUUAGUUUUGUGUCGAUUAAGAAAUCUGAUCGAUUUCAGAAUUCACAAAGAGCAUACAUAGCAGAGAGAUGAACUUAGACAGUGACUGCAGCAUGUCAGUCAGUUGUGGCAAUGGGAAACUUAGGCAGUGGCUGAUUGAGCAGAUUGACAGCGGGAAGUACCCAGGAUUGGUUUGGGAGAGUGAUGACAAAACCAUUUUCAGGAUUCCAUGGAAGCAUGCUGGCAAACAAGACUACAACAGGGACGAAGACGCAGCUCUCUUUAAGGGAUGGGCACUUUUCAAAGGGAAAUACAGGGAAGGGAUUGAUAAACAAGAUCCCCCUACAUGGAAAACAAGGUUACGAUGUGCCUUGAACAAGAGCAAUGACUUUGAGGAAUUGGUGGAAAGAAGUCAAUUGGACAUUUCAGAUCCUUAUAAAGUUUAUAGAAUAAUACCAGAAGGUUCAAAGAAAGGAGCCAAACAAAUUAGCAUGGAGGAGCAGUCAGUACAUAUGAACUCUCUUGGCUACACUAUGCACCCUUCAUAUCCUCCCCUGCAAACUCAGGUAUCUAACUACAUGGUGCCUCAUGAGCGUAAUUGGAGGGAGUAUGAGCAGCCUCACUCUGAAAUGCCUUACAGCCCAUGCCCAUAUCCUACACGAAACCAUCCCUGGCAAGGCGGUGCUUGCGAAAAUGCAGGUUACCAACUAACAGGAUCAUUUUUUUGUUCACCUACUGACUCGCAACCUCAGGGUCUUUCACUAGAUUCUGCCAUGAGGUCUGCAGAAGCUUUUGCACUUACAGAUUGCCGCCUAAACAUUUGCUUAUACUACCGAGAAACCCUGGUUAGAGAGGUGACAACAACAAGUCUGGAAGGCUGUAGGAUAUCUUCAAGCCCAAGCAUAGAUGACAAAAUCUACAGCUACAGCGGCAUGGACCAGGUCAUUUUCCCCUUCCCGUUUCCAACUUCCCAGAGAAAAGGCAUGGAGAAGCUACCAAACCAUCUGGAGAGGGGGGUGCUGCUGUGGAUGACUCCAGAUGGGCUCUAUGCCAAAAGACUGUGCCAGAGCCGGAUCUAUUGGGAAGGGCCUCUUUCACCAUACAGCGAUAGGCCUAACAAACUAGAAAAGGAACAGACCUGCAAGCUAUUCGACACACAGCAGUUUCUGACAGAACUCCAAGGCUAUGUCCAUCAUGGACGUUCGAUGCCACGGUUCCAGAUCGUCUUGUGCUUCGGUGAUGAGUUUCCUGAUCCACAGAGGCAGAGGAAGCUGAUUACAGCUCAUGUGGAACCCAUGUUUGCAAAACAACUGUAUUACAUUGCGCAGCAACAUAGCACUGGUCCUGUCAUUAGAGGAUAUGAUUUACCCGAACAUGUCCCUGCUCCUGAGGACUACCAAAGGGCUAUUGUUCACCCCUCCAUCCAAGAAUGAAGAUCCAUUUUAGAUUAUGUAAUAUUCAUUUGGAUUACGGAAUCAUCCAUGGAAGGUAAUAUCACUUAGCAUGCAGUAUCUGAGCGGACUGAGAACUCGAUAAGAAGAUACGUAACAACUUAAUAUACUUUCACAAAAACCAUGGAAAGAGGAACUACCUACACGUUAGAGGAAAACUAACAAAACAAUUGACUUGCAGGCAAUUUUGUAUUCCUAUCAAAUGAUUGACUGGAUAAUUUUGCAGAAACUGCAAUAUUUAUUUGUUAUCCCACCUUCUCAAGCUAGAACAGAACAUUUGUUUUCUUCAGUCGGAAGAAAAGCCAUUAUUGGGUACAAUACCCUAACAUUGCUAUGUUUUUUUAUAUUGUUUUUUUUUUUAUUAUUAUUAUUACAUAUUUCAUUUUGAUUAAAUGUCUUUUAUUUGAAGACUUACACAGUAUUUGUUUCCACAGGAAUGUGAAAAGCUUCCCACUGAAUUUUCUGUUAACGCCUGACUUAAAUUUACCCUGUCACAGAAGCCAUAGAGACAUAAUAGUGCCAUUUAAUAUCAUGUCUGUAGUGUCACAGUGGCUAUAUUAUGGGUUUAAUCCAGGUCUAACUCCUUGUUGGUUUAUAUUAUUAUCCAAUUCAGCGAAUUACAUUUUUUUAUUAAUCAAUAUUAUACUAUAAAGAUUCUUGGCACGUUUAAUGAGUUAGUAGUUACAGAACAUUUGUUGCAGAUGUUUCCUAAGCCAUGUACUUUAUAAGGAACUAGUGUAUGAUAUUAGUGUCACAAAUCAUGCAAUAAUUACAAAAAAUGACAAUAAAUAAAAAACAAUUCCGCAGUACACCUUUUAUGCACUCGAAUCAGUGUCGUUCACUUCAUUGCUCCCAUAUGGUUAGAUUCCGUCCAUAUAAAAAAAAAAAAAAAAAAUGUAAUGAAGCAGGGAGAAAGCAGCUAAACAUCCAGUUAUUUUACUUUUCAUAGCUUUUUAGAAAUCCAAAAUAUGUUCUCUUGAAUUGAUACAUUUGUUAAUAUGUAAUAUAUAAUACAUGCUAACACAAGUCUGCCCUUUUGUCUUAAGCACGUAAUAUCCUGUUAAUAACUCACGCAGGGUUGGUUUUGAGAGUGCCCAAUAGUGGCUUACUUUACAGUAAACUGAAAUAAUCUCAGUGAUAGAGGUAGGGUGGGCUACCCACACAGCUUCCUGGCAUGUGCUAUGUCAUUGUUGGAAAACACAAGAUUCAGGUAAAAACCCACGUGUCAAAGUCUUCCCUAAUUAUCUGUUGCUGCCUCUGAAACAGGAGGGGAAAGACCCUGUGGCAAGAGGUACAGGAAGACCAUUUCUGUGAAUAGGUGUUUCAGUGUAAGCUUGUAAACAGCAAGCAGCAGAGCAGUGGGCUUUUGGUUUUACUGCAACUAAUUUGAAACUGGGGCUAACUGGAAAUGCUUUUGCCUCCCACUACAUUUGAAAAAAACAGCUGCAGAACAUCGAUCUGCUUGACCAGAAUAUGCACCCAGGGUAUAUUUUGAGCUAAAUGGCAUAAAAUCCAUGUGUAACUCCCAGAACAGCAUGUUUAAUGUUGCCUAUACCCAGUACUGUAAUGUGGGGGUUUAGAACCAGAUUGCGUAGCAUACUGUGGAAACAGGUGUUUUUUUUUUUAAUCCUGAACAAUAGAAGGUGAUUUCUGACAUAACUCAACAUAGUCAAACCAUUAUUAUGAUGAAAGUUGUGAAAAACAGGGAACAUAGCAUCUGCUUUGGUUCCCAAUGCAUUUUAGACCAUGCAUUUGUUCUUGAUAACUGAUUAGUAGUAAGGUAAAAAAAAAAAAACGUUUUGGCUAGUGUAAUGGUCAGUGUACUGAGACAGUAUUUUGUAUAUUUUAUUUAUUUAGAGCUUGUAUUUUAUGUGCCCAAAAUUGCCCACAUUCUGUA